Molecule: messenger RNA, 1119 nt
Organism: Penaeus vannamei (Pacific white shrimp)
Lineage: Eukaryota; Metazoa; Arthropoda; Malacostraca; Decapoda; Penaeidae
Source: RefSeq, a predicted model, not a curated record
AUGAGAGAGACCUCGGGGGGAGAGAGAGGCCCGUCACCAGGAAAGCUGCACGCCGGUGCCGUGUCUCAGAAGAAGCCCUCGCGGGGGGCGGUGCAACAGGAUGAUCGCAGCAGGAGAGCGACAGUUCUGCGGGGCGGCUCUUGCGCGCCUCCGCCCGUACGAACCAGUCCCAUCAGAGAGCUACGGGGGAAGAAGAGACGAGUAGGCCCGUGCGAGAGUCGAGAGCACCGUCCCCGGCGGGUGCCAUCCGGGCCAUCGAAGAAGAGCACGUCACACCAGAAAAAGGACCUCCAUCACCCCCUCAGAUCACCGCCGGUCAAACCCGCGGUCUUUCCAUCACCGGGCGGCACCCCCCUCCCCUUCCCGCUCUGCAUCACCCGGGCCCAGCAUGCCCUACGGCACGAGGCCCGUCAACGACCUUCCAUCACCUCCCUCUCCCGUCACCUCGCAUCAACCCCCCUCACGAGAACCCGUCACCUCUUCCAUCAUUCAGCCUCGCCCGUCACUCAUCACGCCCCCGGUCCCCGUCACCGUCGCGCGGGAUGCUGCCGAUUCUCGGAUCCCCUCCCCGUCCACCGUCCAUCACCGCCCUCGCCGAUACCAUUGCACAUCACCCCUCCCGUUGCCACCUCAUCACCCCCUCGCCCGUCACCUCCAUCAAACCACGCCUCCCGUCACCUCCAUCAACCCCUCCUCCCGGCGUCACCAUCAUCAACCGACCCUCCCGUCCCGCUCCGCCGCGUUCUCGCCCUCCAGCCCGUGCACCUCCAUACAACCCCUCCCACCGUCACACUCCAAUCACCCCCUCCCGGUCCCCAUCCAUCAUGCGCCCUCCGUCACCGUCCAUCACCCCCUCUCCGCGUCACCUCCAUCACCGGGCGCCCUGCCCCGUCACCUCCGCCCCGGUCUUAUCUAACUCCAUUUAACCAAGAAAGAGAGCGAACUGUGCUGGAUGUUGACAGACACAACACCACGGCAUCCACCACAGAUGAUAUCAGUUCCUGCUGCACAUUGGGAUCCGCUGGCCUAAUGAGACUUAUUGAUGAGUCAUUUGCAGUGCUGCUGAUCGAGCUGUUCGCAGGUGGACGUGAUCAUCAGCUCCGGAUCCCAUUUGCCUAA